Messenger RNA from Pistacia vera, 1886 nucleotides. RefSeq names its product calmodulin-binding receptor-like cytoplasmic kinase 2. Lineage: Eukaryota; Viridiplantae; Streptophyta; Magnoliopsida; Sapindales; Anacardiaceae. The transcript has 6 exons. Gene Ontology annotation, molecular function: ATP binding; protein kinase activity. Gene Ontology annotation, biological process: protein phosphorylation. Bases 112 to 1431 code for a protein of 439 amino acids. The record is from RefSeq and is a predicted model, not a curated record.
CCUACAACUACCCGCCACUUUACGUCACUUUUCCAAUUGCAAACAAACAGCCUGUUAACUUCUCUUUGUUUGUCUCUCUCUCUCUUUCUCAGAGAAAAAGUCGUAAUAGUAAUGAAAAGUCCUCAACCACUUUAUGGGCGACGGAACCCCAGCACGGGCAUUGGGUCAACGCCGGACCGCUUCUCUUAUUCGCCCAGUUCAUCCUACUCUGAGGCAUCAACCGUCCGCAAGACUGCCAAGAACACCGCGGCCGUUGUCGCCAGAUCGGUGGCGGGAGUCUUUGUUGCUUGCUUCACUCCUCCUGAAACCACUAGCUCCAAGAGUUUUGUUGACUCUCGCGAAUUUAAAACUACUACUACGGGAUUAUCGGAUGCUUCAAGAACUAGUAGUACGGGGAGCCGAGGUUCAAGUCGUGGUGUUUAUGCUAAUUCAUACAAUUCAACUCAUAGCAGAGAGCCUGGAAAUGUACAGUUCACCAUGGAGGAAAUCUACAAGGCCACUAGGAACUUCUCCCCUUCGUUCAAGAUUGGACAAGGUGGAUUUGGAACUGUUUACAAGGGCAGAUUGGAUGAUGGAAAUGUUGUUGCAAUUAAGCGAGCUAAGAAGAGCCUAUAUGAUAAGCAUUUGGGUGUGGAAUUUCAAAGUGAAAUUCGAACACUAGCACAGGUGGAGCAUUUGAAUUUAGUCAAGUUUUAUGGGUACUUAGAGUACCGAGAUGAAAGAAUUGUUAUUGUGGAGUAUGUUCCAAAUGGAACUCUCAGGGAACACUUGGAUUGUGUGCAUGGCAACAUUCUUGACCUUGCUGCACGAUUAGAUAUUGCAAUUGAUGUAGCACAUGCUAUUACCUAUCUUCAUAUGUAUACAGAUCACCCAAUCAUUCAUAGAGACAUAAAGUCUUCCAACAUUUUGCUAACUGAAAACUUUCGAGCCAAGGUAACAGACUUUGGUUUUGCAAGAUUGGCAGCUGACACUGAUUCAGGCGCAACCCAUGUGUCAACCCAAGUUAAAGGAACUGCCGGUUACUUGGACCCAGAAUACCUCAGAACCUAUCAACUUACAGAGAAGAGUGACGUUUAUUCAUUUGGUGUGUUACUAGUUGAAUUAGUCUCAGGCAGGCGCCCAAUUGAACCUAGAAGGGAACUCAAGGAGAGGAUAACUGCAAAAUGGGCGAUGAACAAGUUCACUGAUGGAGAUGCCAUUUCAACAUUGGACCCAAAGCUAGAACAAACUGAUGCAAACAACUUGGCCCUUGAAAAAGUUCUUGAACUAGCAUUGCAAUGCCUGGCUCCACGCAGACAGAAUCGGCCAAGCAUGAGAAGAUGUGCAGAGAUCCUAUGGAGCAUUCGUAAGGAUUACAGAGAGCUUUCAGCUUCAGACAUCCGUUUACUACCCUCUUAUUCCCAGAGGAGCGCUUCAAUAAAAGAAAAAUAAGUAGGAAAUGACAGACCAAGAAUGGAUCCAAGGUUUAAAUGGCCAUUUUGGUGAAGUACAUUCAGCUUGCAUCAAGGCAUGCAAAUAGAAAUACUUGAAGAUCAAGAAAUACGCGGACUUCAAUCAAACCAACCAAUUGAAAAUCGUGAAAAAAAAGGUAGUGAAAGGAAGCCUAUUACUUCCAGGAAACAGAUGUGAAAAUAGUGUUUUACUUGUUGCUGGCAUAUGUAGAGGAUUAUUUUUCUUGAGGUUUGGCUUGUGUAUGGGAAACUCAUUUAAACAAUGGGAGUUUCUUUGCUUCUUACUAGUGUGUACUUUUCUUUUUUUUCUUGAUUAUUGAUUUGCUCAGGAGAAUUUGUAAUAAUUUUGAAGCCGAUCUGUAUUUUAUCUAGUAGAUAUUCUUGUAUGUAUAUGGAAUUAGCAGAGGGAAAAAUGUUUUGAGUCAUCUUCUAACA